Messenger RNA from Pneumocystis jirovecii RU7, 1370 nucleotides. RefSeq lists its product as uncharacterized. The annotation marks the transcript as partial. The transcript is spliced from 2 exons. The record is from RefSeq and is a predicted model, not a curated record. NCBI's taxonomy places the organism in Eukaryota, Fungi, Ascomycota, Pneumocystomycetes, Pneumocystales, Pneumocystaceae.
AUGCAUUUUUUUAAUUUUUAUCAUCAUAAAAAGGAUCUUGUUCAAACAUUUUCUCCUCUACAUGAUGAGGAUCCAUUACUUUCAUAUGAAGUUACUAAUGAAGAAUAUCAUCAUCAAUUAAACAAAAGGUUGCAUAAUUUAGAACUUAAAGAACUAAAAAAUAGUAAAGAAUAUUUAUAUUACCUUGCUACUUUUUUAACUUUCAGCGAUUUUAAUAACAAUUGCACAGCAAAACUAAAAGAAGUCUGCAAUGAUGAUAUAGAAAUGCUGAAUAGUGAUAUUCAUCAUAUUUGUAAUGAGCCUCAAUUAGUAUGUACUUCUUUAAAUACUCAAAUAUCUAAUGCGAUAAAAAAAACUAAAGAUGAUUUGAAUAAAGAAACAAAUUAUCAUCACUGUAGCAGGCUGCAAACUGAAUGUUUUUUCUUAGAACAAUAUGGUUCAGGAGAUCUUUCUGCAAAUUGCAAUAAACUAAAAGAAAAUUGUUAUAAUAAGGCCCGUAUGGAAGUAGCGGAAGGAAUUAUGCAUAGAUUUUUAAAAGGGACACAUGAUAAGACUUGUUUAGAAAAACUCAAAGAAAAAUGUCUAUUAUUUAGUCAUCAAAGCCCAGAGUUAUUUAGUUUAUGUAUUAGUGGUUCCAAUGUUUGUAAAAAAUUUAUUUCAGAAACUAAAACAAACUGUCAAAAUUUUCAAACUCAGUUUUUAUCAAAACAUAAAGAAAUAACACGAGAAAACUGCAUAGUUUGGUUAAAAAAAUGCUAUUAUAACGUUUUGAAUUGUCAAAAUAUUUAUCAUAUGUGCCGUUUAUUUCAAACAAGUUGUGCAGAAAAAGGUUUUUUUUCUAAUUUUGACAGUAAUUAUAAUCUUAAUCUUCUUGAAAGCCCGUUUAUCGAUGUUGAUGAAGAUACAAUUCAAUACAGCCAUAAAAAGUUAAGUCAAUUAGGUAUUUAUGUUGAUAAAAUGCCAUCACUUCCGAAUGAAGUAAUUGCUAGCAUUUUAAUUCAAGAUGUUUCUAAACAAAUCUCUAAAUGUAAAAAAGAAUUGAAUGAAAAAUGUCCUUUAGUGGAAUAUUUAGAUGUUUUUAAAGAUAUAUGCAGUAAAACUAAGAAUAAAGAUAAUAUUUGUAAAGGCAUAUAUGAUAAAACUAAGCAGCAUCUUGAACCUUAUUCAAAGGAAUUCAGUGGUAAUAAUUUGUCGAUUUCACAAAAAUCUUUUUCAAAAGAAAAGUGUAUAGAAUAUUUACCAUUAUGUUAUUUUUUUAAUGAAUAUUUUGGUGUCUGGGUCCAAAGUGAUUUAUGUAAAACAAUACGACUUGCCUGUUAUCAAGCAGAUUUGGAAAUGGAAGCUGAUAUGAUUUUAAUAAGGAAAUUAAA